UUUAAAUUUCGAUUUUUUAUUUUUAACUAUUUAAUUUUAUUUAUUCAUUUCAACCCUUCCACGAGCGUGUUCUUCAUCUUCUUCGCGACUCUUGCAUCAACUCCAAGUCCUUAACCACAAUCAUCCAAACAUGGUUUGCUUGUUUUGCUUAUUGCCCCUUUUCCUCGUUCCAAUCGUGAACGUAUUGCCUAUUCUCUUCUACUAUGUUAUGGGAAAAGUAUAUCGGCUUUUCGGAUGGGAGUUUAGGAAACCGGAGAUGGUCCCUCCAGCAUGUCCUUACAAGCCUGCAGCCAAAACGGACAGUAAAGUUGAAACAAAAGAUGUCCCGGCUGUAGAACCUGUUAAAGCUGGAGGAGUAGAUGUCAAGCAGGACUAACAUGGGGUCGCUACUCUGCGAUAAAGUGUAAGGACAGGGAAAUAAAUAUAUGAUCCCAUAAGAUGGUUUAUGUAUAUAACAGUUAUUACUACUUUUGUUAAGAAGUUACAUUGCAUGAGACUGAGAUAGUUUGUAAGAUGGAGCAAGAUGAAACAAAACAUGUUUAAAUUGGCAGACAUUUGAUUACAAAAAGUACUUAUACCAGUUGGGAUUGUUUUCUUUC
This is a messenger RNA of Lathyrus oleraceus (garden pea), 599 nucleotides long. RefSeq lists its product as uncharacterized. The coding region runs from base 131 to 376 and encodes 81 amino acids. NCBI's taxonomy places the organism in Eukaryota, Viridiplantae, Streptophyta, Magnoliopsida, Fabales, Fabaceae. The transcript is spliced from 4 exons. The record is from RefSeq and is a predicted model, not a curated record.